AUUCUCACAGAUGGGAAUUUAGGGAGAGAGUCUUAAGUAUGCUUUACAUCAGCCACAUCAUUUUAGCUUCAUGUUCUUUUUGAAGGCAUACUUGCAUUGGAUAUCCAGCUGUAACUUCAGUACAGGAACUGGCCUAUUAUACAGGAGAAAGCUUAUUUGCCACCACAAACUAUGCCAUGUUCAUAGAUCAACCAUUAACUAAAGAGAGGAGUGAAGAAAUAUCCAAAACAUUAGAUAGUCAUCCACAUAUCUGUGUUGACCGAGGCUGGACAUGGGGAAAGGCUACUAUAUCAGCAAGAAAUUUGGAUUGGCAGGAAUUGUGUUAGGUGGUGCAUCUUUGGCCACCAUUAUAGCCUUGUCAGUUGUAUAUAAUGAGGAAAAGGCCAAGAACAGUAGUGGACCAGGGGAUGGAGCACUGGGGAGCACCCCUCUGCCAACAAUCCAAACCCCAGAAAACCAUGACGGAGUCUGGGACCGCUACAGGCUGCCUGACUCUUUAGCACCCGUCUCCUACAAUGUAACUCUGUGGCCUCGACUGCAGACAAACCCAGAUGGCCUCUACAUCUUCACAGGACAUUCGGCUGUGGUAUUCAAGUGUGUGAAGGAGACAGACCUGAUCCUCAUUCACUCUAACAAGCUUAACCUGACCAUGUUUGAAGGACACCAUGCCAAACUGACUGGGAUAGGUGGAGCUACGGCACCUACUAUACAAAAAUCUUGGCUACAACAGAAGACAGAAUACCUUGUUAUUCAGGUAAAUGGUAAACUGGCUGUUGGAAAGAUCUAUGUACUUAACACAGAAUUUCAAGGAGAGCUUAGCGAUGAUCUGGAAGGAUUCUACAGGAGUGAAUACAUUGAGGACGGCCUCCAAAAAAUUGUUGCAACUUCGCAGAUGCAGGCAACGUACGCCAGGAAAGCAUUCCCAUGUUUUGAUGAGCCGGCAAUGAAAGCAAUCUUUAACAUCACCCUUAUCCAUGAUCACGGGACUGUGGCCCUGUCCAAUGGAAGAGAGACUGAUGUUGCAAACACAACCAAAGACGGCAAAGAGGUCACUGUAACAAAAUUUGAGCCAACAAGCAGAAUGUCAACGUAUCUACUAGCGUUCAUUGUCAGUGACUUUGCCAUGAUUGAUGGAUCAAUGGAAGACAGCCCAAUUGUGGUUCGAAUCUGGGCCCGCAGAAAAGCAAUCUUGGAAGGACAAGGACAAUAUGCCUUACAAGUUACAGGACCAAUACUUACAUUUUAUGAAACAUACUACAAUGCUAGUUACCCGCUCUCCAAAUCUGACCAGAUUGCCCUGCCUGACUUCAAUGCUGGAGCAAUGGAAAACUGGGGUUUGGUCACUUACAGAGAGACUGCUCUCCUCUACGACCAAACCAUCUCCUCUAACGGAAACAAAGAAAGAGUACUGACUGUUAUCUCCCACGAACUCGCUCACAUGUGGUUUGGGAACCUGGUGACGUUGCAAUGGUGGAAUGAACUGUGGCUGAACGAGGGCUUUGCCUCCUAUGUGGAGUACCUCGGUGCUGACCACGCAGAGCCCACUUGGAACAUGAAAGAUCAGAUCUUACUGAAUGACAUCCACAAGGUGUUUGCUGUGGAUGCCCUGGCAUCCUCUCACCCUCUCUCCCGCCGAGAGGAGGAGGUGAACACUCCCGCUGACAUCAGCGAGAUGUUCAACACCAUCUCCUACAGCAAGGGGGCAGCAGUGCUUAAGAUGCUUUCUGAGUUUCUCAGUGAGCCUGUGUUUGUCAGAGGACUAAGUUCCUACCUGAAUGAGUUUGCCUUUAACAACACUGUGUACACUGAUCUUUGGGAUCAUCUUCAAAAAGCAGUUAGAAAUACUCCUGGCAUGAGUCUCCCAUGCACCGUACAGGACAUCAUGAGCCGCUGGACCCUCCAGAUGGGCUUCCCUGUUGUCACCAUUGACACCCACACAGGACUCAUUACCCAGAAACACUUUCUCCUGGAUCCUGAUUCUGUUGUGGAAAGGCCAUCUGAAUUCAAUUAUACCUGGUUUAUCCCCAUGAAAUGGAUGAAAAAAGGAGGUUUUUGUGAGCAACACUGGCUUCUCCAGAAAACAGGCACUUACCCUCCACUCAAGACCAAUGGAAAUGAAUGGAUACUGGCCAACGUAAAUGUUUCUGGAUACUACAGAGUAAACUACGACCCUGACAACUGGGAACGCCUGCUUAAUCAACUGAGUACAGACCAUCAGGUCAUUCCUAUACUCAGCCGUGCUCAGAUAAUAGAUGAUGCUUUCAAUCUUGCCAGGGCUAAGGUGAUCAACACAACAUUGGCUCUGAGAACCACAAAGUAUCUUUCCCAGGAAAGAGAUUAUAUUCCAUGGGAGUCUGCGCUGAAAAACCUGAACUACUACAUCCUCAUGUUUGACCGCACUGAGGUCUUUGGGUCUCUGCAGGCAUACCUCAAGAAACAAAUUAGACCUCUUUUUGAACACUUCAGAACUAUUACAUCAAACUGGACAAGAGUACCUACAGACCACAAUGACCAGUACAAUCAGAUUAAUGCCAUAUCAAUGGCAUGCAGAAUGGGAGUCGAAGGCUGUAGGAGUCUCACUCAAAGCUGGUUCAGACAGUGGAUGCUAGACCCAGACCACAACCCGAUUCAUCCUAAUCUGAAGACGGUGGUGUACUGCAAUGCCAUAGCAGCAGGGGGUGUGGAGGAGUGGGACUUUGCCUGGAACAUGUCAAAAAAAACCACGGUGGCCACUGAAGCUGCCAAACUCAGGUCCUCACUAGCCUGUACCAAGGCACCCUGGCUGUUGAAUAGAUAUCUAGGGUACUCCCUGAAUCCAGCUAUGAUUCGGAAGCAGGAUGCCACCUCUACCAUCCAGUACAUAGCCAAUAAUGUGGUGGGGAUGCCUUUGGCUUGGGAUUUCCUUCGCGCUAAAUGGAAGCACAUCUUUGAACAGUAUGGAGGCGGUUCAUUUUCCUUCUCCAAUCUAAUCAGUGGUGUUAGCAGGAGAUUCUCAACUGAGUUUGAACUUCAACAGUUAAAACAGUUCAAAGAAGACAAUGCCCAUGUUGGCUUUGGCUCAGGCACUCUGGCCUUGGAGCAGGCAAUAGAGAAGACCACAGCCAACAUCAAAUGGGUUGCAGAGAACAAGGAACAUGUGUUGAAGUGGUUUACAGAUGAAUCUAGUUGAACCCUGCCAUGUGUGCACUUUGUAAAGUUACUGAUAUGUCAAGGACAACAUCACAUGAAAACAUGACAGAGGUCAGAAGUUUGUCCUUACCUCAACGUUUGUGCUUAUUAUGUUGUGGGGAACAACAUAUUAUGCCUUCAUCAGAUAUACAGGUACCUAAAUGAUGUGGUUGAAAAGGUUUCGUGAUUUUUAAUUCACAAUUGUUUGUAUAUUUUCUACAUUAUUCUAUUCAUUUUUAUGGAGCGAUGUCAUAGAAAUAACAUUGUCUUAAUGUAAGCAAUCGAACACUUUCAAAAUCAAUGUUUUCAUUUGAUUUUGUACAUUUCUUUCAUACAUUCAAGAUUAAAAUAUUUUUAUGUAAAAAGCUGUAUUUGAAUAAAGCACAAGAUUUAUAACAUGUUACCGUUGAUGG
Osmerus eperlanus (European smelt) is the source of this 3581-nucleotide messenger RNA. Its product is annotated as aminopeptidase N-like. Gene Ontology annotation, molecular function: zinc ion binding; metalloaminopeptidase activity; peptide binding. Gene Ontology annotation, biological process: proteolysis; peptide catabolic process. Bases 272 to 3169 code for a protein of 965 amino acids. Lineage: Eukaryota; Metazoa; Chordata; Actinopteri; Osmeriformes; Osmeridae. The record is from RefSeq and is a predicted model, not a curated record. The transcript has 21 exons. Gene Ontology annotation, cellular component: plasma membrane; cytoplasm.